Solea senegalensis (Senegalese sole) is the source of this 3398-nucleotide messenger RNA. Its product is annotated as 12-(S)-hydroxy-5,8,10,14-eicosatetraenoic acid receptor-like. Gene Ontology annotation, cellular component: membrane. The transcript has 3 exons. The record is from RefSeq and is a predicted model, not a curated record. Gene Ontology annotation, molecular function: G protein-coupled receptor activity. Gene Ontology annotation, biological process: G protein-coupled receptor signaling pathway. Lineage: Eukaryota; Metazoa; Chordata; Actinopteri; Pleuronectiformes; Soleidae. The coding region runs from base 1 to 1020 and encodes 339 amino acids.
AUGACCGCUAAUAUGUCCGUCAACCUCACCAUUGACCACUGCAACGUCACCAGUCCGGUCACAUAUGAAUUCCUGUCCUGGGUGAUAAUUGCAGAGUUCACGCUGGGUCUGCCUCUCAACCUGUCCGUCCUCUACAUCUUCAUCUUCAGAUUCAAGUUCUGGAAAAACAAAAGCAUCUUCCUCUUCAACAUCGUGGUCGCCGACUUCCUGCUGGUGGCCUGCCUCCCCGCCAAGGCCUACCACUACCAGCACGGGGUGCGGCGCAGCUCGGACAAGCUCAUGUGCAAGACGCUGCUCUUCAUGCUGUUCCUGAACCGCGGCGCCAGCAUCGCCUUCCUCAUCACGCUGUCGCUCGACCGCUACUUCAACGUGGUGCACCUCGGGCGGAGGAACUUUGUCCGGGUGCUGAAGAAGUCUCCGCAGAUCUCCAUCCUCAUCUGGCUGCUGCUGCUGCCGCUCACCGUGCCCACCCUGGUGCGCACGUUCGAGUGCUGCAACAGCCACGGCCGACGCGUCGAGACGGCGUACCACGACGUGACGGACACAUUCAGAGAGAUAGUCUUCUUCACCCAGAUCAUCAUCCCCUUCAUCAUCCUCGUCUACUGCACGAUUCGCAUCGUCAACCGGCUGAGGAAGAAAACCGUCGGGGAGAAAACCAAACUGAGGCGAGCCGUGUGGGUGGUCCUGUCCGUCGUGGUCGUCUUCUCCAUCUGCUUCCUGCCGUGCACGGUGGCCCGAGCCGUGCUGCUGGUCGUCAGGCUGAAGGACUGGCAGGACACGGAGGACGUGGUGGUGCAGAUCUACGACAGCCUCAUGGUCCUGUCGUACACCGACUGUCUGAUGGACCCACUGGUGUACUGUUUCUGUAACUCGGGCUUUAAAGACGCUUACAUAGCCGCCUUCUGUCCCACGUUCCUCCAGAAGAAACUGCAGAAGUACAACCUUGGCCCGCCAGCGGCUACAACAACCACGAUCACGUCUGGAACAAAGAGCAGCUCUUUGCCAAUGCUGGACAAGUAACAAGUUACACAUUCUUCUUCUCAGUCUACGAUUGAAACUUAAGCCAAGGAAGAAUGAACGAGUCCGUCACACGAAACGGGUUCACACGCGCGCGCACACACACACAGUGUAUUCAGGGACUGAAGCAGAUCGCACUGCUGACAAUUAAGAUCAUCCAAUAAUCCUUAAGUCAAGGGCUAACAUGUUCACAUCUGGUGUGGUUUUGUCUUGUUGUGGUCCAAACUUUUCACUCUGCAGGAGCCAAAGAAGUCCGUCAACGGGUCAGCAUCCAAGGGAUUGUCUAAUUCCACACCUGGCUUGGUCCCCAACUAUGAUUUCUUGGAUGUUUUCAACCAUUCGACUCAUCAAGGACAUCUCCUGUUGUAUAUAUAGCUAUUUGAAAUUCCUUACAGUUCUAACAGAUAUUUGGCUUUUUUUCUGCUACUAAACACCUUUGAAAUUGACAGAGACUGACACCACAUCCAAGUCCAGAGAACACACAAUUUAAGUUCUUUAAAUAAUCCUUAGUCAGAAGCCAAAAAGUACGUCCAACUGUCCAAAUCUUUCACUCUGCAGAAGCACAAAUUUGUUGAAUUUUUACAGGAUCCACACUAUUACAUCUCCUGCUAUACGUACUAUAUAUAGCUAGUUGAAAGUCUUCACAGUUUUCAAAAAUAUUUGGCUUUAUCUGCAAUAUUCCCCCCCAAUGAAAUUGAUGGAGAUUGACACCACCUCCUUCUCAGAUUAAGUCCAGACUACCAAAUGAUUCAAGUUCUUUAAAGAAGCGUUUUUUGCCUUGUUACAAGUCAGUUAACGGGUCAGUGUCCAUUCAAUCAUUCCAUACCCAACUUGCUCCCAGAGUUCUUGACCGAUUUCAUCCAUUCAAGAUAUCUUCUAUAAUAUAUACAGCAAUUUGAAAUUGGGACCACCCAUACUCAAAUUUAGACUACCAAAGACUGAGGUUCUUUUUUGGGUUUCUUUGUCGCUGCCUGUGAAUUGAAGCUAUUCUAUAUUUGUACUGGUGCUAAAGACACUUUCCAGAGAGGGCACUUAUUUUAUUUUUGUCUUUUCCAAACUUUGUGUGAAAGACUUUUGCCAGAUAAUAUGCUGUAAAUAAAUUAGCUCGACAAAAUGUUAGAAACUUUUUAACCGUUUAUGAUUCUAUCACCUGCUAAUUUCUGCCAGUGAGUUGAAAGAAGUCGGAUUUAAAAAAAAAGAAGUCAUCAUCUUUAGAAGAAGAAGUCACUGCGUUGUACGGAGUUCGUGGCACCCCCAACCCAACCCCCAAGGAUAGGUUGGGGGUGUUUCCCCCACUUUAGCAUUUAUUAUUUAUUAUUAUCAUAAACAUUUGUUUGUUUGUUUUCAUGCACAAAUAAAGAAACAAAUGGCAUUAAAGUGACGCAGUUUAUAAAGGAAUAAAUUGUUUCAAUGUUUUAUAAUUUUGUACUUGAAUAAAAUGAGCAAGACAAAUAAAAAGAUUCCCGAUUUAAAACCACAAUUAACUUCUUUCUACAACUUUCUUAAGCAAAAAUCUGUGUUUAAUGAUUUUGACAUUUAUUGCAAUGAAUUUUUACCCAUGACAACCCUGGUAUCUUGCCGUUUUGUCUUCAUUUCCUGUGUGUAACUAAUAUAGAUGUAGUCCAAUUAAACUGAAAUUGCCAUUUUUGUUUUAAAAUAAUCUGCAAAUUAUUUCAAAUUUAUUUAAUUUUUUUUUUGUCUGAGGAACUUGAUAAAUGUUGCCAAGUCAGGAAAAUGUACACACUUUUCCAUCCAAAAGUGAUGACCUGUGUCACGUUUUUAAUAUUUAGUUCAUAAAUUAUUUUCAUUGUAAAUCCUGUACAUUAGAUUUGUUCAAUAACUGGUUACUGGAUUGAAGACAUUUGUUUGUAUAAGUUGUUGUCAUUAAACAGUAAGAUGGUAAGACGGAGUAUAAGGGCAACAUUUCACAGACUUCAAGAACAGUCGUAAAUUUACGAGAAUAAAGUCAUAAAUUUACGAGAAUAGAGUCGUAAUAUUCUACCCUGUUGUUGUUGAACAGGAGAGUUGUUAAAAUAAUCUUGUAAAUUAGGACUUUUCUCAAUGUGGCCCUAAUACAUCGUAAAAUGGAGCCAAAACAACAUUAAAAAAAAAAAAUCAGCAUCAGUCGUAGAAAAGCACAAAUUGGUCGACCUCUAAACUAAAUGAUGUUCUCAUCCCGUUAAAAAAAAGAAUAUAAAUGUUUAAAAGCUUUAAGUGUUUUUCAAACUUUCAUCCACACAUCAUUGCACUGUGAUGUUGAGACACUGACACUGAAGGUUCCUGUUUAUGCCGACAGUAAACAUGUGAUGAUAUCGUGAACACAAAUGUUUUGAACUGGGCUAAACUUUUCCCCACUGUUCUAUAAACAAACUCAACAACAA